AUGACGCUCGUCAUUGCAAGUGCUGCGCCUUGUUAUUUAUUUGUAAUUAUUUCUUGUGUAUCUAGGAUCGUUUUCACAAAUAACAACAACUCGUGGGAUAGGCCGUCCAUCAAUGCACGAUCAGAAUUAAAUGAGGGUCUAUAUCGAAAUAAUUCAAACUUGUGGAAUCGUUCGUCCAUCGAUCUACCAAUAGAAUUAGAUGAGUAUAGCUUGGGGAAUCGACUUCCUCUAGAAUUAGUUGAUGAGAUUUCAAGGGGUCGCUAUGGUGUAGUAUGGAAAGCACUUCAUAAAUUUGAAAACUCAUGGUUGAUAGAACAAGAGAUUUAUCAAUUACCACACAUGAAACAUGAUAAUAUACUAUCCUUCAUUGGGGCUGAAGAACGUCAAUACAUUAACAUGGAGCAAGCUUUGUCAUAUUAA
Messenger RNA from Acyrthosiphon pisum (pea aphid), 420 nucleotides. Its product is annotated as TGF-beta receptor type-1-like. Bases 1 to 420 code for a protein of 139 amino acids. Lineage: Eukaryota; Metazoa; Arthropoda; Insecta; Hemiptera; Aphididae. The transcript is spliced from 4 exons. Gene Ontology annotation, molecular function: activin binding; activin receptor activity; ATP binding. The record is from RefSeq and is a predicted model, not a curated record. Gene Ontology annotation, cellular component: activin receptor complex; plasma membrane. Gene Ontology annotation, biological process: protein phosphorylation; activin receptor signaling pathway; cellular response to growth factor stimulus.